CGCGAUGGCAACCUCCUCCGCGGUCGUGGACCCGUCGACGCGCUGUCACCUGUGCCCCCGUCCCUUUUCAGAACGACAUUCUCAAGUCCCCUCUGAUCAUCUUCGUGAUGGGCGGCCCAGGCUGCGGCAAAGGGACGCAGUGCAAGAACAUGGCGACCAAGUACGGCUUCUGCCACGUGGGGCUGGGCCAGCUGCUGCGGCAGGAGGCCCAGUGCAGCAGCUGGCGGGGCCGGAAGAUCCGUGACAUCAUGCUGCAGGGGCUCCUGGUGCCCACGGGUGUCAUCCUAGAUAUGAUCAGCGACAACAUGCUGUCCUGCCCGGAGAGCCGGGGCUUCCUCAUCGACGGCUUCCCCCGGGAGCUGAAGCAGGCUAAGGAGUUCGAGCGCAUCGUGGGCCGGGCCCCCAACAUCGUCAUCGUGUUUGACUGUUCCAUGGAGACGAUGGUCCAGAGAGCGCUGUGCCGGGGCCAGGUGGAGCGCCGGGCGGAUGACUGCGAGUCGGCCAUCCGCCAGCGCCUGGAGACGCACUACACCAUGAGCGAGCCCGUCCUGACCUUCUACCAGCAGAAGAACCUGCUCCGAAACAUCUUGGCAGAAGAAGCUCCAGAAAACAUUUUUGCUAAGUGCUGCUCCGUCAUCGAAAGCCUGCAGUGAGAGGCGAGGCGGUGGGGGCUCUGCCUCCCUGUCCCCUGGGGACCCGCACGGGGCUCAUCAGGGGGCACAGUGCCCGGGAGGUAAGACGUCUGGGGAGGGGACCCCGGGUUCUAAUCUGAGCCCACUGCCCAGGGGACCCCAGAGCGACAGCACCCCUCUUCCUGGCCCGACUGGAAGGCAGGCCACCAACAAACACUCCCAUGGGACACGUUGCUAACAAACUUGGAAGGUUGUGGGGGCUGCUGUGCACCCCGAUUCUCAGUGUGAAACCUCACUUGUAAGCGUUGCUAUUCAACCACAAGUCCAAAAUGAACACUCCAGUCACACGGGAUGCCUCCAGAUGACCGCGCCCGGGCCAGACAGCUCAGGUGGCCCCUCAGCUCCCUCUCCCAUCUCUCUCCUCGUCCUUGGGAGGCCAGGGCCUGCCAUCAGGCACUGGAACCGCACCAUUGCCAUGCACAGGCCAGGCUGCCACCUCAGGCUCGCUAAGGAAAUAGGCCACAGCCAGGUCGACUCCCGUGAGGCACGGCCUGGGUUUGCUGUGGUGGCAGACUGCAGCCAUGGGAACACCUGUCCCUGGGGAGCCCCUGGGUGCCUUGCUCCCCAAGUCCCCAGAGGGCUAAGGAGGGUGGGGGAAGGCUGCACCGCAGGGGCUCAGCCCGUUCCCUUCCUGCAGGGCAAGACCAGAAGGGGCAAGUCUCUGGGGGGCCAGACCCCACGUUCCUCGGCCAGCCUCGUUCCACUUCAACUCUAUGA
This is a messenger RNA of Equus quagga, 1409 nucleotides long. RefSeq names its product adenylate kinase isoenzyme 1-like. The transcript has 5 exons. Gene Ontology annotation, molecular function: AMP kinase activity; ATP binding. Gene Ontology annotation, biological process: nucleoside triphosphate biosynthetic process. The coding region runs from base 108 to 653 and encodes 181 amino acids. The record is from RefSeq and is a predicted model, not a curated record. Gene Ontology annotation, cellular component: cytoplasm; cytosol. NCBI's taxonomy places the organism in Eukaryota, Metazoa, Chordata, Mammalia, Perissodactyla, Equidae.